Cadophora gregata is the source of this 4077-nucleotide messenger RNA. It is a transcript of the gene SSN6, whose product is annotated as glucose repression mediator protein. The transcript has 8 exons. The record is from RefSeq and is a predicted model, not a curated record. Gene Ontology annotation, molecular function: chromatin DNA binding; protein binding; RNA polymerase II cis-regulatory region sequence-specific DNA binding. Lineage: Eukaryota; Fungi; Ascomycota; Leotiomycetes; Helotiales; Ploettnerulaceae. Bases 491 to 3217 code for a protein of 908 amino acids. Gene Ontology annotation, biological process: regulation of gene expression.
CUGCCCUUCUCCUCUCUCCUCAACUCAACUCUGCUCUGUUCUGCUUCACUCUGCCUGUGUCUGCGUCUGUCGGGCCCUGCUGGCAACAUCACUUCAUUCUGCAUCGCAGCUUUCGCGACAGCUUUGAACCUCGUCGGCGCUUCCAACAUUUCACCUGAGCAUCAAUAUCUGCUGUAAUUACUGACCAGGGACGAGGCGGCACUCCCGAAGUCUGCGCAUUCUGUCUGCAUCAUAGGAGCGUGUUGACAGCUCCGUUGCCACAGCACACCUCCGCGCCUCCAAAGCUCACCUUCUGGAGAGCUCAACCUUCGCCCUACCAGCACUUACCGCUGUCGCAUCUUGAGAUCUAAACCCUCUAUAAUUCAUCAGGAUAGAUUAAUUGGAGAGCCUGUUGAGCAAGAGCCUCCUGGAAAGGUAGCUCGAAUACUUCUUGGUCGCAGCCCAAAGCCAAAGCAAUACCGCGUCCCCCGACCGAGCCUUGAUCUCAACGAUGGCAACCCAUCAUCCUUCCCCUCCUGGAGGAAUGCAAAUGCAUCAUGGCCAGGCAGGUGGUCCGCCUCCGCCAGGGAUGGCUCAACAUCAGCAGCACUUCACACCCGCCAUGCAACAAAUCGCCGGUAUCAAUGAAGCGGUUUGGAUGCAGAUUGGGAGCUUCGCGGAACUUCUCAACAAUCUUGACGAGGCUAUCGCGGCUUACGAACAUGCCCUCCGCGCCAAUCCUAGAUCUAUCCCAGCAAUGAACGCCAUAAGCUGCAUCCUUCGAACACAAGAGCAGUUCCACAAAGCUGUUGAGUACCUUCAAAGUAUACUGAAACUCGAAGUCAAUAAUGGCGAAGUCUGGGGAAGUCUUGGUCAUUGCUAUCUGAUGAUGGACGAUUUGCAACAAGCAUAUUCGGCUUACCAACAAGCGCUUUACCAUUUGAGGGAUCCGAAGGAACCUAAAUUGUGGUAUGGCAUCGGGAUUCUUUAUGACCGCUAUGGAUCUCUUGAGCAUGCUGAAGAAGCAUUCUCCCAAGUGAUGCGCAUGCAGCCAGACUUCGAAAAGGCCAACGAAAUCUAUUUCCGUCUUGGCAUAAUUUACAAGCAGCAACAGAAAUAUCAACAGAGUCUUGAGUGUUUCCGGUACAUCGUCUCAGUCCCGCCAACUCCUUUGACCGAAGAGGAUAUCUGGUUCCAAAUCGGCCAUGUCCAUGAACAACAGAAAGACUACGACAACGCGAAACUGGCAUACAGGCGUGUUCUCGACCGUGAUCCAAAUCAUGCAAAGGUCCUACAGCAACUUGGCUGGUUGCAUCACCAGCAAAGCAACAGUUUCAGCAGUCAGGAGCAAGCAAUUGAGUACCUGGAGAAGUCUGUCGGCUCAGAUCAAAAUGAUGCGCAAAGCUGGUAUCUGCUUGGACGAUGCUACAUGUCACAACAGAAGUACCCAAAGGCGUACGAGGCAUAUCAGCAAGCGGUCUACCGCGACGGACGUAACCCAACAUUCUGGUGCUCGAUUGGCGUCUUGUAUUACCAGAUCAACCAGUACCGAGAUGCACUUGAUGCAUAUUCCCGCGCGAUACGCCUGAACCCGUACAUUUCCGAGGUCUGGUACGACUUGGGGACUCUGUACGAAUCUUGCAACAAUCAGAUCAACGACGCGCUCGAUGCAUACCAGCGUGCAGCUGAACUUGAUCCUUCAAAUGUGCACAUUAAAGCACGGCUUCAAUUACUUCGUAGUGGACAGACCAACGGACUUCCAGUACAAACCAGCGCUCCUCUGCCCCAAGAUGUACAUCCUCAAGCUUACCAAGCAACCGGCGCUACUGGUCCUCCAGGGCCACAAUGGGGAAAUUCUGCUCCUCAACCUCCUCCUCCAGGCCCUCCACUUGGCCCGCCUGCCAACGGCUGGGGCCGACUCGCUGAAAUUAACCCACCACCGCAUCCUGGAAAUCCGUACGACCAAAGAGACCAAGCUCGAGGCCCUGGCCCGAUCCCGCCGCCUCCACGUGCUCAAAGCCCAAGGCAGCCAGAGCAGAUGAGACCUUUUGAAUCAAGGUUGCCUCCAGGACCAUCUCCAGGAGGACCAAGUGGCCCAAGUGGUCGUCGCACACCUCCUCGUGAUCAUCAUGCAGCAAUGGGUCCUUAUCCUGGUCCCGGUCUCUCGCAGCCUCCUGGACCGCCACCUCCGCCCCCUCAACGUGUCUCGAAUCCCAAUUAUGCUGGCCCAGGCGCUUCAGUCUUACCUCCUGCUCAAGCUAACAUGAACGGUUCCGGCCCUGGAUCUCUCCCACCGUUCGGCCGAGGUACCAGUCCUCGACCGGAAGUGCGACCCAUUCUGGAUAAUCGUAUGCCUUCGCCAAAAUCCGGGUACCCACACCAACAGCAACAACAAUACCCUCACCAUCCAGAUAUUUCUAAUCCUGGUGGUAUUGAGGGUGGUGCUCCUGCUCCAGCCUCUGCUUUGGCUGCUGCUGAAGCCGCUGCUGCAGAGCGGAAUGGAGAUAGGCCUGGGUCCGUUGGGCCUAAAAGGAUGCGUGAAUGGGAGGAGGACACAUCGAUGAAGAAACCGGCUUCAGAUGAGAACCGUGCUCGUUUGGAUGACAUGCAUCAUCGCCGUCCUUCCACCCCACCCCGCGAAAGUUUCCGCCGUAGCUCUUCCGAAGCUCGCCGUGCGGAGGAUCAGAGACGCAUGGAUGAUCAACGUCGUGAGGAUCAGCGACGUUCUGAGGACCAACGUCGGGUCGAGGAACAGCGUAGAGCCAACGAGAACUAUCACCCCUCUGAAGCUGCACACCAUCCUCCGACUCACGCCCUGCCCCAAAACCAUUUGCCACCGAUGCAGCAGGGUCCACCAUCUGUUCAUACUCCAGUUCAUGAGCUACCCCCGCCACCCCCUCCACCUGCGCCAAAGGACUACUCAAGCGAAGAGAGAGAGCAGCGUGAAAGAGAGCAACGUGAUAGGGAACAGCGAGAGCGAGAGCAACGGGAGAGAGAACGAGCUGAGAUUCCACCGCCUCCCCCACCGCCAGCUGGGGAGCCGGAACGUGCAGCACGAAAGAUGGAUGUUGAUGAGGAUUAUGAUGAUGAAGCCGAUGAGGACAAGAAGGGUGGCAUUGCAUCAGUCACAGCAUCCGGACCGGGUUCGGCUUCCGGGGAGGCUAAAACGGCCUCUCCAACUGGUCCGAACGGGCAUGUGAACGGCGUUACAAAUGGACAACCAAAGGUGGAGGUUUAGUUAUAUAGUGGGGAUCUCUUUUGUUCGUGAUGACUGUUGAUGAAUUCUGUAGAAGUGCUUCAAUGCUCUUGAGAUAAGCUUUAGUGUAAAGAUUGAUUAUUCAACCGGGUUUUUUGUAUACUUUGUUGCUUGUGGAUUAUAUUUGAGAACAUGGUCCUCUUAAAGACUGAGUGUCUGAAGUAACUUUGGACAUUGAUUUUGGAGGGGAGAUUAAAGAUGUUCCGGUUUGGAUGUCCCCUGGUUCCCCACCACCACUUCAUGUAGUGAACAGUAUGUCAGACUGAAGACAAUACUGUAAGCCAUCAUAUAUCUCUUCACCCUGUCUUUCAAUGAUAUACUUUGGCUUGUGGUGCUUGCAACUGGUGGUGCAUCACAUCCAAAAAUCGCUCGAGAAGCAUUGCCCGACUGACCUUGAGAUGGCUGGUUUGUGGGUGAAGCAAGCAGGCAAGAGACAACAAAGCCAUUAAUUUUUGCGACCCUGCUACCUAGAUUUCCACUUUCCUAGUGCACUGAUGAAAGUAGCAGUUAUGUCUUGCAAAGAAAAUGGGAACAUUGAGGUGUGUAUACGCACCGAGCAGGUAGGAUUGAUUCACUGAACUGAAGGGACUGAUGGGACGUUCGCUACGAAGAUAAAAGUUCUAAUGUAAUAUAAUUCAAUGGCGACACCGAAUCAAAAGCAAUCACAGAAUAAGUCCCCAAGUCCCAGAUGUGGAAGACUAAGUGUGUGGCAACCAAGUCGUCCUUCCGUUUUUGACAAGAGCUGCUGCCAAACGAUUAGGAACGAUUUAAAUCCCUUAUCAUUCAAAACUUAAUUCUCCAGCAACAACGAACUUAUAUAUAUCAAUGAUUUUUACAUCCUG